AGCCGCGAGAGAAGGUGGUGUUUCGAUUUGCUCUUAAUUCAAGUGAUUGUUAUUUCACAGGGAUACGAAAGGAUAAAUAAUUUUUUAUAAAAUGAUUAUAACCGCGAAAGUAGUGGCGAUAUGUUUGGGUUUGGCCCUUACCGCCUUUACGGUAUCCACGAUUGUGUUGGCUGUCCAGAAGGCAAAUUUGACGGAUGAACUGAAUGAUGCACUUGAAAAGUUAGAUGACCUGAGCAAAACUACCACCACAAUUACUACCACCACUUCUGCCAGCACUACCACUACCUUAACUACUGCCGCCGGUACUACACCUACAACUACUGUAUCGACAACCACUGGAGUACCAGAGACUACAACCACAGCACCGGAAGUUAUCGACUAUAGACUACCCGACAGCAUUUACCCAAUCAACUAUGAUCUUUAUCUACAUCCUGAUAUCGAUACGGGUAACUUCACUGGUCAAAUGGUAAUCCGUGUGAACACCACGAGUGCUAUCAACCAAAUUGUGCUGCAUUCCAACAGUUUAUCGAUCAAUAAUGUUUAUCUAAAGAAUACUAAUAGUCAAACGGUAUAUGUAAAGAAUUUUUACUUCGACGUGGUACGUGAGUUUUUGGUGGUGGAGUUGAGUGAAGAGCUGCCAGCUGCGCGUGCCUUCGAUAUCGGCAUAUUAUUCGAGGGUAAUAUGUCGGGGAAAAUUGUUGGACUUUACAGCUCUUCAUAUACAAAGGAGGAUAGUAGCAAGAAGGUUAUUGCUACAUCAAAGUUUGAGCCAACUUAUGCGCGUCUCGCUUUCCCUUGCUUCGAUGAACCGGCCAUGAAAGCGACAUUCGAAAUUACGCUGGUAUAUCCGAAAGAGGGUAACUACCAUGCGCUCUCCAAUAUGGAUAUUUUGCAAGAAUCCAAUCAGGGUAAUUAUGUGGAGGUCUUCUUCAACAAGAGUGUACCGAUGAGCACCUAUUUGACCUGCUUCAUUGUUUCUGAUUUUGCUAACAAAUCAGCUGAAAUUGAUACAAAUGGUAUUGGUUCACCUUUUACCCUGCGUGCUUUUGCCACUCCUGAACAAAUUGAAAAAGUCGACUUUGCUUUAGAUGUAGGAAAAACGGUGAUCGAGUACUACAUACAGUACUUUCAAGUCGAAUAUCCAUUGCCAAAGUUGGACAUGGCUGCCAUACCAGACUUUGUCUCUGGCGCUAUGGAACACUGGGGUUUGGUGACAUAUCGCGAAACCGCAUUGCUUUACACUGAAGGUGUCAGCUCGACGGCAAAUAAGCAGAGGAUUGCGAACGUUAUUGCUCAUGAAUUCGCCCAUAUGUGGUUCGGGAAUUUAGUCACUAUGGCCUGGUGGAACGAUUUAUGGCUCAAUGAGGGGUUUGCAAGCUAUAUUGAAUACAAGGGCGUGGAUGUGAAAUUCCCUGAAUGGAAAAUGAUGGAUCAAUUUCUUACUGGUACUCUGCAUAGCGUCCUUACAUUGGAUGCCACACUAGGCGCUCAUCCCAUCAUUCAGACUGUAGAGAAUCCCGAUCAAAUUACGGAAAUUUUCGAUACCAUCACCUACUCGAAGGGUGCUUCAAUCAUACGCAUGUUGGAAGAUUUCAUUGGAUCUGAUAACUUCCGAACGGCCGUCACGAAUUACUUGAAUAAGUAUAAAUAUGAAAACGCUGUGACUGAUAACUUUUUAACCGAAAUUGAAGAAUUGAACUUGGGUAUUAAUGUAAAAUCGAUUAUGAACACUUGGACGGAACAGAUGGGCUUGCCUGUGGUAAUGGUGGAACAAUUAAACGACACACAAUUCAAACUCACACAGAAACGUUUCUUCUCCAAUCCCGACGAUUAUGAUGGCACCUAUGAUGACUCACCUUUCAAUUAUACCUGGUCGAUUCCAAUCACAUAUAAGACAAGUGCUACAAGUGAUGCUGAGAGAGCCUGGUUCUAUUACAAUCAAUCUGAAUUAAUAAUUGAUUUGGCAGCUGCACCCCAAUGGAUUAAAUUCAAUUAUGAUCAGAUUGGUUAUUAUCGAGUUAAUUAUCCUGCUACUUUGUGGGAAAAAUUGGCUAAUCAACUCAUAGAAGGACCAAAUAGUUUUUCGGUUAGUGAUCGUGCUGGUCUAUUAAACGAUGCCUUCUCCCUCGCCGAUGCGACGCAACUAUCUUACGACACCGCACUUAACAUGACAGAGUACUUGUCAAAGGAAACCGAAUAUGUGCCCUGGUAUGUGGCAGCAUCAAAACUCACCUCUCUUAAGCGUUUACUUAUGUUCACCGAAAUUUAUGUCAAUUACAAAAAGUAUGCAAGCGAAUUGAUUAAACCAAUAUACCAAAAUGUCACAUGGACAGUGGGCAAUGAUCAUUUACAGAAUCGUUUGCGUGUCACAGUUUUGUCAGCAGCCUGCUCUCUCGGUGUAGAAGAUUGCCUAACAGAAGCGACUACGCUCUUCACUAACUGGCUAAGUGCGCCAACUGAGCGUCCACAUCCAGACAUUCGUGAAACUGUCUACUACUACGGUGUAUUUGCAGCUGAUGAAGAGUCGUGGCAAAAAAUGUGGGAGCUCUUUGUCAACGAAACUGAUGCCACUGAGAAACUAAAAUUGAUGUACGGACUGUCGGCUGUGCAAGUGCCAUGGAUACUGAGCAACUAUAUCAACCUCGCCUGGGACGAGAACAAUGUGCGCAGUCAAGAUUACUUCACUUGUCUGCAAUACAUAGCCGCCAAUCCAGUUGGUGAGCCACUCGUGUGGGAUUAUGUGCGUGAACAUUGGCCCGAUUUAGUAAACCGUUUCGGCUUGAAUGAACGCUAUUUAGGUAAUAUGAUUCCAUCAAUUACGUCACGCUUCGAUAAGCAAACCAAAUUAGAGGAAAUGGAACAAUUCUUCGCUAAGUAUCCAGAAGCAGGAGCUGGUGCAGCGGCACGUGUCCGUGCUUUGGAGACGGUAAAGAAUAACAUAGCAUGGUUGGCAAACAACAAGGACAAUAUCGGCGAAUGGCUGAACAAACAAUCUUAGUAAUGGGAAAAAUUUGAUAUGUGCGAUUUACAUACACUGAAAAUCUGCUUAAAACUAAAUGUAAUAUUAUUAAUAAUUUAAUAAAUUCAAUAAGGAAUAAGAAGUUCUUGA
Anastrepha ludens (Mexican fruit fly) is the source of this 3109-nucleotide messenger RNA. Its product is annotated as glutamyl aminopeptidase-like. Gene Ontology annotation, biological process: proteolysis; peptide catabolic process. The transcript has 12 exons. Gene Ontology annotation, cellular component: cytoplasm. Gene Ontology annotation, molecular function: zinc ion binding; metalloaminopeptidase activity; peptide binding. The record is from RefSeq and is a predicted model, not a curated record. The coding region runs from base 92 to 2998 and encodes 968 amino acids. Lineage: Eukaryota; Metazoa; Arthropoda; Insecta; Diptera; Tephritidae.